Molecule: messenger RNA, 3217 nt
Organism: Melanotaenia boesemani (Boeseman's rainbowfish)
Lineage: Eukaryota; Metazoa; Chordata; Actinopteri; Atheriniformes; Melanotaeniidae
Product: protein ABHD8-like
Exons: 5
Coding region: 270-1658 (462 amino acids)
Molecular function (GO): catalytic activity
Source: RefSeq, a predicted model, not a curated record
UUGGCCUGGAUACGCAGUGGAUGCUGAGGGAAGAAGGAAAAGGACAUUUCAUACCCUAACUAGGCUCGUACUGAAAUGCAACGGCACAUCGUCAUGGAUGCAUGCCGUAUCAGCGCAAGCCCCUGCCUGCUGUAGUCUAAUGAGGUUAAUAAGGUUUGCAGCAUCUCUAGCGUAAACAAAUUGUUGCGCAAAUGCAACGUUUUUCUCCAUCUUCUUUCAGCGCAGCCUCCGCAUCACCGUGAUUAUCAGUGACUCUGCAGGAAAGCGCCAUGCUGACCAGUAUUACUGAUGGGAUCCUCUGCUGCCUGACGGGGAAGACUGGCAAUCUGGUCUUGCCUCUGGAGUCAUCAGAACCCUCAGAUGGUUUUGAGUUUGUGGAGGUGAAGCCAGGGAGAGUCCUGCGAGUGCGGCACAUCAUCCCUGAGCGUCCUUCUGUAGAUCCAGAAAAGCAGGCUGCAGGGAAGGAGAGCUGGAACAAUGAUGAUGCCUCCCCUGAGGAUGCUGGGAACACCAGCAGCAGUGUCCACUGCAAAAGGAAGAUCACCGUUUAUCGCAACGGCCAGCUGGUGAUCGAGAAUCUCGGAGAUGUUUUACACUCUGAGAUCCUACAGUGUCAGGACGGGGAUUUGGAGCCCUGCAGCACCGUGGAGGUGGAGCUGGCCGACUACAAAGAGAUAGCCUCUUCUCCCGACCCUAACCCCGUUCCUCCUCCAGUUCCUCUACCUUCCGGAGAACAGAAACCUGCGCCCCCUCCCCGUCGCCGGCGCCGUAAACCGAAACGCACGGUGUUGAUUGACUCCAGACGGGUUAUUUCCAGCUGCAAAGGGACGCACACCGAUGUGGCCUUGUUCUUUGUGCACGGCGUGGGAGGCUCUCUGGACAUUUGGAGCAGCCAGCUGGACUUCUUUUCUCGGCUGGGCUAUGAGGUCAUAGCGCCGGACCUGGCUGGACACGGAGCCAGCACUGCGCCACAGAUAGCAGCAGCUUUUACCUUUUAUGCCCUGGCAGAAGACCUGCGGGCCAUCUUCAAGAGAUACGCUCGCAAACGCAACAUUCUCAUCGGCCACUCGUACGGGGUGUCUUUUUGCACAUUUUUGGCCCAUGAAUAUCCUGAUCUGGUCCAUAAGGUUGUGAUGAUCAAUGGAGGGGGUCCCACAGCUCUGGAGCCCAGCCUCUGCUCCAUCUUCCAGCUACCGUCCUGCAUCCUUCACUGCCUGUCACCAUGUCUGGCUUGGAGCUUCCUGAAAGCUGGAUUUGCUCGUCAGGGUGCCAAAGAGAAGCAGCUGUUGAAGCAGGGCAAUGCUUUCAAUGUGUCUCCAUUUGUCCUGCGAGCCAUGAUGAGCGGGCAGUACUGGCCUGAGGGCGACGAGGUCUACCAUGCUGAGCUCACUGUGCCCAUCCUGCUGGUUCAUGGCAUGUGUGACAAGUUUGUUCCCAUGGAUGAGGACCAGCGCAUGGCAGAGGUCCUUCUGUUUGCGUUCCUGAAAGUCAUCGAGGAAGGAAGCCACAUGGUGAUGAUGGAGUGUCCUGACACGGUCAACACCCUCCUACACGAGUUCUUUCUAUGGGAGCCGGACAUGUCCAGGAAAGACAGCUGCAAGACGGACUCAGAGAAGACAGUUGACACACUUAGAAUCAACCAACCUUUGAACAAAUAACCCUUGAGGAGAAAACUUCUAAGACAGAACCCAGCAGAAGGCCUUUUUGUGGGUAUUUGUUGCUAGGCUCCCAGGCUGAGAGCGAUUAAAAGCAGAGCCACAUCUUCAGGAUGUGGAUGACCGCUGGUGUGCCAAGAUAAAGCAGGAAAGAACAGAUGACGACUGGCCUGGAUGCAAACACUGUUUCUUCUUUACUUUUAAUUCCAGUUUGUGCUUCGUUGCACCAUGAGCCCAGAAGGCCUGUCCAGUCAUGACUUAUUUAUGAAAGGAUUGAUGGAAAGUGGACACAACGAGAUGUAAGAUGCUGGAAUCUCCUCACUUUAAACACGGGAAACUUAGUAAAACGGGACAAGCGGAGCUUCUGAGAAGACCCGGAGAUGAUAAUAACAAUGAUGUUUUAUCAGAUACUGAGUGGGUGAUGGUGGGAAGUUGGUGGAAGUUAUUAAGUAUAAUAUGAUAAUAAUAUACCAAUGUACAUGCAAAUUGUAACACAUAACUGCAUCACGUACUAACAAUAACUAUAUUAUGAUGCAAGGAGAAACACAGAAACUUAUGCCUCUAACAUGACUCUUCCCAUCACAGCUGAUCAGUUUACACACAUGAAUUUUCCUCGUCCUGGACAUUAAACAUGAAAAGCCAUGUUUCUGCAGCACAGUGACACAGUUUCAUCAAUUUAUAGUUGCAUGAAAACUGAUUAUUACUCAUUUGUUUAUGGUUGUAAACAAAUAUGGAUGAGAAGAGGAUUUGCUCAGCCAUUUUAAUCAGUAUCCUGAGAGAAGUGGCCCUAUAAAAAAUGUCCCAACCCACUCUGCUUUAAUCAAACCAGUGUUCCUUGUAAUGUAUGAGCAUCCGUCUGUUUAUUUGAUCCUGAAAUAACGGCAUCUUCUAGAGCAACCUGCGGUUGUAUGGACCGCAGCUGAAUGCGAAGCGGGAGAGUGUCCCUCGUCCACCCUACCUAUCAGGUGUUUGCAUUGAGCGAAGGGAGUUUGCUCAGUGAAAGAUAUUCGUUGUUGGAUGCUGUUUUGUCUCAUAGUGGGGCAGGACUUCUCUGUUGACUGGGUAGUUUGCUUUUUGAGUAGCAGAAGCUGUAAAUAGGUGGACGAGAAGCUAGCUGAAAUUCCCCAAAGAAGAAAGAUUUGUCUGCCACAUAUGCAUUUUGAGAAAAUGUGGAUGCAACAUUUUAUGCAACUGGAACAAAACUAAAAAAGCGACAAACAGAAACUUUUUUGUGACGGCUGAAAAACAUGUUCUUUGUGGACUUUUCAAAACCAAAAGUGCUGCUGAUGUUUCCUUUGGUGUAAAAGAGGAGUGACACUGUGUGGACUACAGGCUGCACAUACCUCCUAUUAUGCUAAAAGUGUGCAAGUUACACAUGCUCAUAUGUUCUGAAUCUUUUGGUGGUUAACAAAUUGUAUUCAUGUUAAUGUUACAUUUAUUAAUGGGAAUCAUGAUAUAUGCAUUGUGCGAAUGUAGAUGCAUAUAACGUUAUAUAAACAGCUGGAUUCAGUGUGUGAUUGUGCCUUUCCUGGCAUGAAGUAAAGCAAACGUUCACCUAUGAA